AUGGCAGGACAUCGAGUUUCCAACAAGUAUGAAAGAUAUCACCAUAUUCGAGAAGAACAACCCAGAGAUUACGGUGAAUAUUUUAUACGUGACGGGAAAGACUUUCAAUCUACACACAAUGGACGCGAGAAACAGGUUAAUCUGCUACUCCUUACAGACGAUAAAAAGAGUCAUUAUAUAGCCAUCAAAAGCCUCUCACGGCUCUUGGGUAGUGACAAAUCAAAAAAUCAUGCAAAGAUGCACUUUUGUAUGAACUGUCUGCAGGCCUUUCCAACAAUCGAAUCGCGAGACAAGCACUAUAUCUACUGCAAAGACAACGAAGCGGUCAAGAUCACGAUGCCAACCGAAAAGGAAAAGUUGCUGUACUACAAGGAUGGUCAGCAGCAAUUCAAAGUACCCUUCGCUAUCUAUGCAGAUUUUGAGAGCUUUUUGAUUCCAAUGAAAGAGAAUGCGAAGGAGACCAAGACGAAAAAGUUGAAUAGAUAUCGUGGCAAAAACUGUGUGAAAAUGUUCGUUGACCAUCUAGAAGACGAGGUAAAACGACUCUACUCCACCUUCCCACAGCAGGAUAUGUUACCGCUAACGGAGGUGUUACAAAGAGAGCGCGAAGCGGCAAAGACAUGCCACAUCUGUAUGAAACCCUUCGAGGAUGACCCCGAGAACUGCAAAGUUCGAGACCACUGUCACUACAUGGGUUUAUACAGAGGUGCCGCGCAUAACACCUGCAAUUUCAACUACAAGAUACCCAGCCAUGUGCCAGUGAUCUUCCACAAUAUUUCAGGGUACGACGCCCACUUAUUCAUUCGAGAAUUGGGGGAGAAGUACGAUACCCAGGAUAUUGGUUGCAUCGCUGAAAACACUGAAAAAUAUAUCUCCUUCAAUGUAAAAAUCAAGGUACCCAUUGCAGGCAUGGGGUACGGUGAUGGUGAAACGUAUAAGAAGAUCGAGAUCAGAUUCAUCGACAGCUGUCGAUUCAUGGCAUCAAGCUUGGAGAAAUUGGCAAGUAACCUUAUUGGUACGAACACGGCAGGUAUGAAAUACCAGCAGUGCGCAGAUACAUGUUUGGAAUUUAAGAACAUUGAUGAUGAGUAUGUAGCAAGCUUUUGGUGUAAAAAUUGCAACUCUAGUACCACGAAGCAGUUAGAAAAGGAGCAGGUAAAAGCAAACGCACCAGCUAUGAGUUUCUUCUUCAGUGAAGAUGAUGUAUUCAGGCUGAUGCUUAGGAAAGGUAUCUUUCCUUAUGAGUAUAUGGAUAGCUGGCGACGAUUUAAGGAAACGGAGCUACCUCCCAAGGAGGCCUUCUAUGGCAAGUUGAAUAUGAAGGGAAUCAGUGACAACGACUACGAACACGCUCAAGAAGUUUGGAAUGUAAUCAAUCCAAAAGUAGCAGAGGUCUACAUGGGUGACUAUCAUGAUAUAUAUCUCGUCGCGGACGUCCUGCUAUUGACUGACAUCUUCCAGAGCUUUCGAGGAGUGUGCCAGAAGAACUACAAGCUCGACCUCGCCCACUUCUACAGCGCAACCGGCUUAGCAUGGAGAGCAGCACUCAAGUACACAGAAAUCAAGCUGGAGUUGCUAACAGGUCCUGACAUGCUCCUGAUGUUUGAAAAGGGUAUUCCAGGUGGUAUAACCCAGGCUGCACACCGAUAUGCGAGAGCGAAUAACAAGUAUAUGGGGAACCAAUACGACCCGGAGGCCGUGUCGUCAUACUUGCAAUACCUUGAAGCCAACAAUCUUUAUGGCUGGGCUAUGCGUCAAGAUCUACCCACGCAUGGGUUUAAAUGGCUGUCGAACGUUGAGACCUUUACAGAGAAGAGGAUCGAGAAAUUGGUCGCUGACAACAAGCAUGGAUGCAUCUUGGAGGUUGAUAUUGAUUAUCCAAAGAACCUACAUGACAAGCAUAACGAGUUACCAUUCUCACCAGAGCGAAAGGUGGUUCACGGGGUCGAGAAACUGAUACCCAAUCUCGAACAUAAGCGGAAGUACAUGGUACACAUCGGGCCUCUUCAUCAAUCUUUAAAGCAUGGGCUGGAGCUUAAGAAAGUGCACAGAGUUUUCCAGUUUAAUCAAAAACCAUGGCUCCGUCACUAUAUAGACCAUAACACAAGGCUUAGAACGGCCGCCAAAAACCAGUUCGAGAAGGACUUUUAUAAGCUUAUGAACCUCUCGGUCUUUGGGAAAACCAUGGAGAAUAUUCGGAAUCACCGGAAUAUCAAGCUGGUCACGAAUGAAGCUGCCUAUACGAAGCUCGUCAUGCAACUUCAGGGGUGGGAAUUAUUUUAG
Hydractinia symbiolongicarpus is the source of this 2283-nucleotide messenger RNA. RefSeq lists its product as uncharacterized. The coding region runs from base 1 to 2283 and encodes 760 amino acids. The record is from RefSeq and is a predicted model, not a curated record. The transcript has 2 exons. NCBI's taxonomy places the organism in Eukaryota, Metazoa, Cnidaria, Hydrozoa, Anthoathecata, Hydractiniidae. Gene Ontology annotation, molecular function: nucleic acid binding.